ACUGUGGACGAUGGUGGUGUUUGGGGUUUGUCGUAGUUUUGACUUUUUGACGUAAAUUAUUCGUAAAUAUGGCUGACGAACUCAAUGUUGACAGUCUAAUUCACAGACUUUUAGAAGUUCGAGGAUGCAGACCAGGAAAGACAGUGCAGAUGUCAGAGUCGGAGGUUCGAGGUCUUUGUACCAAAUCCAGGGAAAUAUUCUUACAGCAGCCAAUAUUACUGGAAUUGGAGGCGCCACUCAAAAUUUGUGGUGAUAUUCACGGUCAAUACACAGACUUAUUACGUCUGUUUGAAUAUGGAGGUUUCCCACCCGAGGCGAACUACUUGUUUCUGGGCGACUACGUGGAUCGCGGCAAGCAAUCACUUGAAACUAUAUGCCUCUUGCUUGCUUACAAAAUUAAAUAUCCAGAAAACUUCUUUCUUCUUCGAGGCAAUCACGAAUGUGCUAGCAUAAAUCGUAUUUAUGGUUUCUAUGAUGAAUGUAAACGCCGUUACAAUAUAAAACUGUGGAAGACGUUCACAGACUGCUUCAACUGUUUGCCCAUAGCUGCUAUCAUAGAUGAAAAGAUAUUCUGCUGCCAUGGAGGCCUCUCACCUGAUUUGCAGGGUAUGGAGCAAAUAAGACGAAUAAUGAGACCAACAGAUGUUCCUGACACAGGUUUACUCUGCGACUUAUUAUGGUCAGAUCCGGAUAAAGAUGUGCAAGGCUGGGGAGAGAACGAUCGCGGAGUAUCAUUCACUUUUGGACCCGACGUCGUUAGCAAAUUCCUCAACAGACACGAUUUAGAUUUGAUAUGCCGUGCUCAUCAGGUAGUAGAAGAUGGCUACGAAUUUUUUGCAAAGAGACAGCUGGUUACCUUGUUCUCAGCACCCAACUACUGUGGUGAAUUUGACAACGCCGGUGGUAUGAUGUCUGUUGAUGAAACACUCAUGUGCUCCUUCCAGAUCCUGAAACCAUCUGAAAAAAAAGCUAAAUACCAAUACAACGGAAUCAACAGUGGGAGACCAGCCACACCUCAAAGGUCACCACCCAAGAAAAAAUAACUGACAUUUGGGUUCCAGUGUGCUGCACAGUGAGAGGAAUGCUACAAAUAAUUAAUUAUAUCAUGUAUUAUAAUUAUUAUGUUUAGUGUAGUCAUUGGACAAAGCCGAAUAAUAUGUCGCAUAUUGUUAAAUUUAUUUAUCAACUUGCUUGUGCCUUCUUAUUUUUAAUUUUAAUUAAUGUGAGUGAUAUUAAUUUAUGAAUUUAGUUCUACAGAGAUUUUGGGGAUAUUGAUUGGAUAUGAUGAUGACAUAAUUCGGCAACGCCUCUGAGACUAUUUGCUUUUUCGAUCCCUGGUGUAUUGCAACCCUAGUUAUCGAAUUAUAUUAUACCCUGUUGUUUUAUGUAAUAUAACAUGUUAAUGUUGUAGUAAAAUUGUUUUGUUAACUUUAAAGAGUUUGAAGUGAUGAGAAUGGUCUUAAAUAUGCGGGCAUUGGACACAAAGCGUCGUAACACAUUCAUAAUUAUGUUUAAGUUGUAGUGGAUCGAAAGCACAUUCGCUUUGUUUAUUCUGUAACUAAUGUGCCUAUAAAUGUAAAGUAUGUAUAGGUCUCGUAUAAGUAACGUAAAUUGGAUUUUACUUUCGAAAAAAUUCUAGUAUUAUCAUAUUGGUGAAAAUAUCAACAAAAAGUCACAUUGUUGUUUAUAAAACAUAACAUUUGUUUAUAUUACAUAUUUUAGUUUUGUUUUUUUUUUUUGUUGAUGUAAUAAUCCUAUUGUGGAACUGGCCUAAACCAUGAUAUUAACCUUCUCUUGUCAUAGCUACUAAGUGUUUCUAUCUAUUGACCCUUAAACUCACACUUGGUUAUGUUUAGAGUGGUGUUUCACAGUAAAAUUUAUGUUUAUUUGCACUCAGUAUUAUUGUUAAAGAGUAAGUAGAUGUUUCAAAAUUUCUUGGACAUAGCAUGAUCUCCCCUUGAGACUUUCGCAGUUGGCAGUAACAAGUCUCGAAAUGAAUUCAUAAUUUAAUUAAUGGUGGUAGUAACAGUGUAGUCCUCGCAACAAUAGUGCAAUUUCUAUAUAAUGGUUUAUUAAUUAUAAAAUUAUAUGCAGGUUUUGCAUUGUACAAUUUUAUUUUUAGCUAUGUUAACAAUAUCAAAUGAUUUUCAUUCAUUAAUAAAUAUUACUAUUUAAACUAAGAGGUUUAUUUUUGUUUCAUUUUGGUUUGCAUUUACAAAUAAUAAUUGUAAUUUUUAAUAUUGUAUAAUUUAUUGAGUGUACUUUGUUAUUAGAACAUCAUUUUAUUUAUGAAGUCUUUUCAUCUUAUUAGCUUUAUAAAUUUGAUUACUAUUUAGGUAUGUUGCUAUCAGAUUUAAAUUAUAUGUUUGUUCUCAGUAUUUAAAACUAAAUUGUAUAGAGCUAAAUAGAUAGCUGGUAAAAAAAUGCAGACAUUAGAUUUUUAUGUGAUUCUUUCACUUACUUAUUCUAUUUUUAUCUACACUAGUAUUGAUAACUUACAUUACACAGAAAAUUGAUUUUUAAAAUAAUUAUCAUAGAUUUUGUUGUACUUUUUCUCAGGUGUGUACAAUUUUCUGAAAUAUAAAUUUUAUUCAAUAUUU
Messenger RNA from Diatraea saccharalis (sugarcane borer), 2600 nucleotides. The record is from the annotation of a GenBank genome assembly. NCBI's taxonomy places the organism in Eukaryota, Metazoa, Arthropoda, Insecta, Lepidoptera, Crambidae.